Messenger RNA from Rosa rugosa (rugosa rose), 922 nucleotides. RefSeq names its product peptidyl-prolyl cis-trans isomerase Pin1. Bases 293 to 652 code for a protein of 119 amino acids. The transcript has 3 exons. The record is from RefSeq and is a predicted model, not a curated record. Gene Ontology annotation, cellular component: cytosol; nucleus. Lineage: Eukaryota; Viridiplantae; Streptophyta; Magnoliopsida; Rosales; Rosaceae. Gene Ontology annotation, molecular function: peptidyl-prolyl cis-trans isomerase activity.
AUAAAAAGAAAUUGAAAAAAAAAAAAAAAAAAAAAACCUAGGAAGAAAAGAAAGAAAAUAUAUAAGUAGGAAGACGUCUGGUAGUGUGAGCAUAUAUCCAGAGCUAGAGUCGGCGUCUUCAGUCCUCCUCCAAUCGAUCUUCGACUUCAUCUUCCCCAAAGUAAGAUUCGAAGCCGCAAAGAUAGAGCCAUCCGACCGUAAAAGGAAGAAAGCAGCUUCUUCCCUCGCAGCAGAUCAUUUGGACAAUAACAAAGACAAAAGGCAGAGAAGCACCAAGAGCAAAAAGACGAAAAUGUCCUCAUCGAAUCAGGUCAGGGCAUCCCACAUACUGAUCAAGCACCAAGGUUCCAGAAGAAAGGCCUCAUGGAAGGAUCCAGAUGGUGUUGUUAUCAGUAACACCACCCGAGAUGCGGCUGUCACUCAACUCAAGUCACUUCGUGAGGACAUUGUUUCUGGCAAGUUCACGUUUGACAAUGUUGCUACUCGCUUCUCUGAUUGCAGCUCUGCCAAGCGUGGUGGUGAUCUUGGCCCUUUUGGCCGCGGCCAGAUGCAGAAGCCUUUUGAGGAGGCAACAUUCUCUCUCAAGGUUGGGGAGAUAAGUGAAAUUGUGGAUACAGACAGUGGAGUUCAUAUCAUCCUGAGGACCGGUUGAUCAGUUGGAAGUGAAACUUGUUGAUUUUUGAGCAUCCAAGUUUAUCAGUAAUAUAUGGAUUGUUGCUUUCUUUUGUUAUUGCCAAUGACUAGCCAUUCAUAGUGUAUGAAGCAAAAUUGGCUAACUAGAUGGAUUUGAACACUUCUUUUGAUAACAUUUAUUAUGGGAAUUUUAUGGUUGUGAUUUGGAACUUUGGAUUUCCUAUGAAGUUUUAUUCUCUGUAUUUCAGAAUUCUGAUGUUAUGGCUAAUAAUAACUUUGAUCUGAAGUA